Molecule: messenger RNA, 603 nt
Organism: Colletotrichum scovillei
Lineage: Eukaryota; Fungi; Ascomycota; Sordariomycetes; Glomerellales; Glomerellaceae
Product: peptidyl-tRNA hydrolase
Exons: 1
Coding region: 1-603 (200 amino acids)
Molecular function (GO): peptidyl-tRNA hydrolase activity
Source: RefSeq, a predicted model, not a curated record
AUGAGCGCACCUCGUUUCCUACUCAUCAGCCUGGGAAAUCCAGAGCCACACUACAACACCCUUCACUCAGCAGGCCACCAUGCUCUCAACUCUCUCCAAAAACUCCUGGGCCCCUCUCAACCAGCCUUCCACAGAGGCCGCUUCGGUGGCAGCUCCUGCCUGGCCUCAUUCGGGCCUAAAUACGCAAUGAUCCAGAGCCCCUCCGUCAUGAACGUAACCGGAAAAUGGCUGGCAAAAGCAUGGAAAGAAACCCUCGGCACCCGGAACCCAGCAGAUCUGAGCCUCAUCCUUGUCCACGACGAUCUGGAAGAGGAGCUUGGAUUCGUCAAAACAAGAAAGUGGAAGAGCAGUCACAGAGGCCACAAUGGUAUCAAGAGCGUCAACAACUGUCUCCGUGAGGCAGAUUACCCAGAGUCAAAAUGGGCGAGGAUAGCAGUUGGCAUUGGACGGCCCGAUCAGCGCGAUCACUCUACGGUAUCUAACUACGUCCUGAAGCGCAUGACCAAGGACCAAUGGUCUGCCCUCGAGACCAACGGAGGCCCUGGCGUGCUUGAGUGCCUUCUCGCAUUCGAGGAGAAGCUUGACGCUGCAGCUGGGAAGUGA